AGAGACGUCCACAGCCCCCACUCCUACAGCUCGCACAUUGGGUGUGAUUAUGGAGGAAGAGGAGGAAGAGAUGUCCACAGACCCCACUCCUACACCUCGCACAUUGGGUGUGAUUAUGGAGGAAGAGGAGGAAGAGGAGGAAGAGACGUCCACAGCCCCCACUCCUACACCUCGCACAUUGGGUGUGAUUAUGGAAGAAGAGGAGGAAGAGACAUCCACAACCCCCACUCCUACACCGUGCACAUUGGGUGUGAUUAUGGAGGAAGAGAAGGCAGAGACCUCCACAGUCCCAACUCAUCCACCUCUCACAGGGGGUGAGACUAUGGAGGCAGAGGAGGCCGAGACAUCCACAGCCCCACCUCCUUCACCUCUCACAGGGGGUGAGAUUAUGGAGGCAGAGGAGGCUGAGACAUCCACAGCUCCAACUCCUUCACCUCUCACAGGGGGUGAGAUUAUGGAGGCAGAGGAGCCCGAGACGUCCACAGCCCCAACUCCUUCACCUAUCACAGGGGGUGAGAUUAUGGAGGCAGAGGAGGCCGAGAUGUCCACAGCCCCAACUCCUUCACCUCUUAAAGGGGGUGAGAUUAUGGAGGCAGAGGAGCCAGAGACAUCCACAGCCUCAACUCCUUCACCUCUUAAAGGGGGUGAAAUUAUGGAGGCAGAGGAGCCAGAGACCUCCACAGCCCCAACUCCUUCAAUUCCCACUUGGGCUGAGAUUAUGGAGGCAGAGGUGGAAGAGACGUCCACAGCCCCCACUCCUACACCGUGCACAUUGGGUGUGAUUAUGGAGGAAGAGAUGUCCACAGACCCCACUCCUACACCUCGCACAUUAGGUGUGAUUAUGGAGGAAGAGGAGGAAGAGACGUCCACAGCCCCCACUCCUACACCUCGCACAUUGGGUGUGAUUAUGGAAGAAGAGGAGGAAGAGACAUCCACAGUCCCAACUCAUCCACCUCUCACAGGGGGUGAGACUAUGGAGGCAGAGGAGGCCGAGACAUCCACAGCUCCAACUCCUUCACCUAUCACAGGGGGUGAGAUUAUGGAGGCAGAGGAGCCAGAGACAUCCACAGCCUCAACUCUUUUACCUCUCACAGGGGGUGAAAUUAUGGAGGCAGAGGAGGCAGAGACCUCCACAGUCCCAACUCCUUCAAUUCCCACUUGGGUUGAGGUUAUGGAGGCAGAGGAGGGAGAGACCUCCACAGUCCCAAAUCCUACACCUCUCACUUGGGCUGAGGUUAUGGAGGAAGAGGAGGCAGAGACCUCCACAGUCCCAACACCUUCAAUUCCCACUUGGGCUGAGAUUAUGGAGGAAGAGGAGGAAAAGACGUCCACAGCCCCCACUCCUACACCACACACGUUGGGUGUGAUUAUGGAGGAAGAGGAGGAAGAGCAGGAAGAGACGUCCACAGUUCCAACUCCUACAUCUCUCACUUGGGCUGAGAUUAUGGAGGCAGAGGAGGCAGAGACCUCCACAGUCCCAACUCCUUCAAUUCCCACUUGGGCUGAGAUUAUGGAGGCAGAGGUGGAAAAGACGUCCACAGCCCCCACUCCUACACCUCGCACAUUGGGUGUGAUUAUGGAGGAAGAGGAGGAAGAGACCUCCACAGCCCCCACUCGCACACCUCGCACAUUGGGUGUGAUUAUGGAGGAAGAGGAGGAAGAGACUUCCACAGUCCCCGCUCCUACACCGUGCACAUUGGGUGUGAUUAUGGAGGAAGAGGAGGAAGAGAUGUCCACAGCCCCCACUCCUACACCUCGCAUAUUGGGUGUGAUUAUGGAGGAAGAGGAGGAAGAGACGUCCGCAGCCCCCACUCGUACACCUCACACAUUGGGUGUGAUUAUGGAGGAAGAGACAUCCACAGCCCCCACUCCUACACCGUGCACAUUGGGUGUGAUUAUGGAGGAAGAGGAGGAAGAGCCGUCCACAGCCCCCACUCCUACACCAUGCACAUUGGGUGUGAUUAUGGAGGAAGAGGAGGAAGAGACGUCCACAGCCCUCACUCGUACACCUCGCACAGUGGGAGUGAUUAUGGCGGAAGAGAUGUCCACAUCCCCCACUCCUACACCUCACACAUUGGGUGUGAUUAUGGAGGAAGAGGAGGAAAAGACGUCCACAGCCCCCACACCUACACCUCGCACAUUGGGUGUGAUUAUGGAGGAAGAGACAUCCACAUCCCCCACUCCUACACCGUGCACAUUGGAUGUGAUUAUGGAGGAAGAGGAGGAAGAGCCGUCCACAGCCCCCACUCCUACACCAUGCACAUUGGGUGUGAUUAUGGAGGAAGAGGAGGAAGAGCCGUCCACAGCCCCCACACCUACACCAUGCACAUUGGGUGUGAUUAUGGAGGAAGAGACAUCCACAUCCCCCACUCCUACACCGUGCACAUUGGGUGUGAUUAUGGAGGAAGAGGAGGAAGAGCCGUCCACAGCCCCCACUCCUACACCAUGCACAUUGGGUGUGAUUAUGGAGGAAGAGGAGGAAGAGCCGUCCACAGCCCCCACUCCUACACCAUGCACAUUGGGUGUGAUUAUGGAGGAAGAGGAGGAAGAGACAUCCACAGCCCUCACUCGUACACCUCGCACAUUGGGAGUGAUUAUGGAGGAAGAGACGUCCACAUCCCCCACUCCUACACCUCACACAUUGGGUGUGAUUAUGGAGGAAGAGGAGGAAAAGACGUCCACAGCCCCCACACCUACACCUUGCACAUUGGGUGUGAUUAUGGAGGAAGAGGCAGAAGAGACCCCCACAGUCCCAACUCCUACACCUCUCACAGGGGGUGAGAUUAUGGAGAAAUAGGAGGCAGAGACACCCACAGUCCCAGCUCCUACACCUUUAACGUGGGCUGAUAUAGUGAAAAAGUUUGCGAGUCCGACUGAGGAGGUUAAAAAGAAGAAGCUCAAAGAGUUCAAGAAGACGCAGGCUUCCAGCCAGUGGCUGCCAGAUCAACCAGUGGCUGCCGAAACCAAGAAGUUCCCCGUGGACAAGUCUCACCACAACAAAAACACCAAGGUGAUGAUGGAGAAUGGCUGCUUGAAAGGAUUUGGCUUCAUUCAUUUUUCAUCUUCAAUGGAAGCCAUGGUGGCCAUUAAAGGAGUGAAUGGGAAAAUGUUGGGCAAGAAGCUGGUGCAUGUAGCUCUCUCUAAGAGCAGAGAGGAGCGCAAGCCUUACCUCGCCCAGGAAGUGCAGAGGGCGUUCAGCAAUAUUAUUGAAUGUGUCUAUUCUUAAUAAAUAAAGCACAUUUAGAGACAAUACUUUUGAAUGCAAUAUUAUGAUCUAGAAUAAUGCAAUAAUAAUACAGUUUUGCAAUAAAUUUAUAU
Messenger RNA from Ictalurus punctatus (channel catfish), 3318 nucleotides. Its product is annotated as mucin-2-like. Bases 50 to 2797 code for a protein of 915 amino acids. NCBI's taxonomy places the organism in Eukaryota, Metazoa, Chordata, Actinopteri, Siluriformes, Ictaluridae. The transcript is spliced from 2 exons. The record is from RefSeq and is a predicted model, not a curated record.